AUGUACACCUUCGUACAAUCGUUACAUUUUAUUUUGUAUACACAGUUCCUAUUCCUAUCAACCGGAAGGCGAUCCUUCAAAUGCACCAACACCGAGCGUAAAUUCUUCCUCCUCUGGAAAGCCACUCUGAUGUUAGCCCUGGUUUCCACGCCCAGUUCAGGGUGGCGUAAACAGAGAGGUGGCCAACCCUUGACUUGGCGGAGGAGUAUGAAGGAGAUCACAAAACGCUUGGGUGUUGUCGGGGCUACUCACCUUCAAGGAUGGGGACCGCGUGGUCCUCACUGUGCCUGGUUGGAGACACUACAAGAUAUGGCUGCUAACGGAUGUCAGUGGCGUUCUUGUUGUCAGUUUCUAUCCAGAUUGCCUGAGCUUUCAAGUAAAUCAUUGUUGUACGGCAGUGAAGCCACGGUGUUGAACACUGAUAACAUAAAGUUGACGGAAACUCAGGGACUGUGCCUACCUGAUGAGCCCCAAGAAGGGCGAAACCGGUCUUACGCUGUCGAGGAGUUUUCAGCAACCUCACGAGUAGUCGCAGCGUGUUAUGUCUUGAAGUACGGUAGUGCAACUCUGUAUCGGUCCCUUGGCUUCCUGCUCCGCCCACUAUGUUAUAUCAAAAGGCACGGUAGCUCUACACAGCCCUUUAUGGAGACAAAGGAAAAUCAUUACAACUGUAUAUAUAUAUAG
Messenger RNA from Opisthorchis viverrini, 684 nucleotides. RefSeq lists its product as hypothetical. The transcript has 5 exons. The record is from RefSeq and is a predicted model, not a curated record. NCBI's taxonomy places the organism in Eukaryota, Metazoa, Platyhelminthes, Trematoda, Opisthorchiida, Opisthorchiidae. The coding region runs from base 1 to 684 and encodes 227 amino acids.